Messenger RNA from Tarenaya hassleriana, 568 nucleotides. RefSeq names its product mitochondrial import inner membrane translocase subunit TIM9-like. The transcript is spliced from 2 exons. The record is from RefSeq and is a predicted model, not a curated record. Lineage: Eukaryota; Viridiplantae; Streptophyta; Magnoliopsida; Brassicales; Cleomaceae. Bases 106 to 387 code for a protein of 93 amino acids.
CUCUCUCUCUCUCUCUUCAUGACCAAGACUAGGGUUUCGUCAUAAUCGCCGCGACCAGAGCAGUUCUCAGUUAUCUAGGAAGAAGGAGAAGAAGGGUUUCGAAGAAUGGAUGCGAACAUGUUAGCAGGUUUAGAUGGUCUUCCUGAGGAAGACAAAGCGAGAAUGGGUUCCAUGAUUGACCAGCUUCAACUUCGUGAUAGUUUGAGGAUGUACAAUUCGUUGGUGGAGAGGUGUUUCAACGACUGUGUGGACAACUUCACACGGAAAACGCUGCAGAAACAGGAGGAGACGUGCGUGAUGAGGUGUGCCGAGAAGUUCCUCAAGCACACCAUGCGCGUCGGCAUGCGGUUUGCCGAGCUCAACCAAAACCAAGCUACCCAGGACUGAUUCUCCCCUGUUCGGUUCGGUUCGGUUUUAUAUCUCUAAACCGGUCGGUUAUUGGUUUAUAGGUAACUCUAUUGUCAUAAUCAUGGUGAAAAUCUUUUGUUCAGGGGAGUAAUGAAUAAGCUCAUUCAUUGAACCGGUUUCAUAACUUUUUUGUUCGAGGGGCAUUUUUGGUUCUGCCGAA